Molecule: messenger RNA, 324 nt
Organism: Mycosarcoma maydis (corn smut)
Lineage: Eukaryota; Fungi; Basidiomycota; Ustilaginomycetes; Ustilaginales
Exons: 1
Coding region: 1-324 (107 amino acids)
Source: RefSeq, a predicted model, not a curated record
AUGCGCUGGCAGAAAGCUCGCGUGGGUCACAGGGGGCGAGCCGUGCAGCGGCUCGAAGUGAGAGCAUUCAAGACGCCGCAGCCGACGCUCGAAAGCACGACAGAGGUGGAUGCCAAGGCCUCUCGCCAACCACUACCUCCUGAACACCAAGCGCGUAUAGCAAGCAAACAUGACAGCAAGGGGCGCCACUUCUACUACUCACGUAUGAGGAAUGCGGAUGCGUUUGCUCAUCAUGACGUCGUGGCUAGGGAGAGCCGAGCCGAGCCGAGUCGAGCCGAGCUCCUUGAUACUGGACAACGCGAUUCGUAUGGCGGCAAGAUUUAG